CGAAAAAAACAAAAUAGUCAGGGCUCCUCACGCGCUUAGCCCUUCCCGUGAAAAAAAAAAAGGCUUGGGCUAUCAAAAGCUUAAUAGGAUGACAUCAAAAGCGAUCAGACACCCAAUUCCACGCCCCUUCAGUCGAAACAUUUCAACUUGAUUCAGAAGACUUCUUGAAGUUCGAAAAGCAUCUCUCUCCCACCAAUAAGGCAUACCAGUAACGGAAAAGGUUGUUUGCUAUUAACCAUGUCUAACAAGCACUUCGUCAACGAUCCUGUCCAUCUCUUGAAUACAGCCCUUCAUUCGGCCCCACUAACGAAUCCAUCCCUGGCCCUCGAUGAGGAGAACAAAAUCGUCUAUUGCAAGCCUCGUCCGGAAUCCCACCCGGGUCAAGUAGCAGUCAUCUCGGGUGGAGGAGCGGGCCACGAGCCCAGCUUCGUGUCUUUCGUCGGAGAUGGCGUCCUCCGAGCCGCCGUUUCUGGCUCAAUUUUUGCCUCACCGUCAGUGAAACAGAUCUAUAGCUGCAUCACCCGCAGGGUAGACCCAAACUCUGGCGUCCUCCUUAUCGUGAUGAAUUACACCGGGGACAUCCUGCACUUUGGUCUCGCUAGUGAGAAAGCGAAGGCCGCUGGUAUAAAUGUAGACAUGGUGGUGGUUGCCGACGACGUUGGCGUCGGCCGGGAGAAGAACGGGAAAGUUGGCAGACGCGGAAUUGCGGGAACUGUUCUUGUUCAUAAGAUCGUUGGAGCACUGGCUUCCUCUGCCGCGGGAGCUGCUUCCUUGAAGGAAGCUUCGGCUUUGGCUUCACUUGUUGCAGCUAAUAUUGUGUCUGUCGGUUCGUCACUCGCUCAUGUGCAUGUGCCUGGUCGAGUGGUAGCGUCCGACGGGGAUGAGGAGGGGUCACUCAAGCCAGAUGAGAUAGAGAUUGGUAUGGGGAUUCAUAAUGAGCAAGGAUAUAAGAGAGUGAAGAUUCCCGAGCUUCCCGAGCUAGUGAGCAUACUCUUAGGCCAGCUCUUGAGCAAAGAGGAUAAGGAUAGGAAUUAUCUUGAAGAUGUGGAGAAGAUUGAAGGUUGGAUGGGAGCAAUAACUACGGAAGUCGCAAAGCAGCUCGACUCAACUUACUCUAUCAAGCCAAAGAGAAUCUUUUCCGGCACUUUCAUGACCUCCCUUAAUGGAAAUGGUUUCAGUAUCAGCUUGCUCAGACUUGUCAACACAGGCCUUGGUAAGGCCAAGUCCAUGCUAGGCCUCCUCGACGCGCCCCACCAGUCUCUCGGAUGGUCCGCCCCAGUCAAGCAAGAAACCUGGGCCAGUAAGGACAAGCAAACUCAAAGCUCGGAGAGCGAUGCAAAGGAAGAAUCAAUUCCACCCUCGGGACUGAAACUGAACGUCAACCAAUUCUGCUACACCCUCUCUAACGCCCUUAAAACACUUAUAAAAGCGGAACCGGAGAUCUCCCGCUACGAUGAACUAGUCGGUGACGGCGACUGCGGUUCCGCCUUGAAAAAAGGCGCCGAAGCCAUCCUUCAGCUAAUCAGCGCCAACAAGAUCAGUCCAGACGCUGUAAUUACUGUCAGCGCGUUGGCAGAAGUAGUGGAGGCAAACAUGGACGGAACUUCCGGCGCCAUUUACUCCAUCUUCCUAAACUCCCUCGCUAAAGCCCUCCGUGAGGCUGGAGAGGGCGAGGUGAACUUGGGGGUAUGGGCCAAAGCGUCUAUGACGGCGUUAGUCUCGCUGAGGAAGUACACCCCUGCGCAGCCCGGGGACAGGACGUUGGUGGAUGCGCUGCAGCCAUGCAUUAUUUCAUUGGCUGAGGACGGGGACGUUGGUAAGGCGGCGGAAGCUGCGAGGGAGGGCGCAGAGAGCACGAGAGGGAUGAAGGCGUCGCUUGGAAGGAGCGUCUAUGUGGGUGAAGUGGGGGAUACCCCAGAUCCGGGGGCUGUUGGGAUCGCGGUCCUUAUGGAGGGAUUGGCCGAGGCCGUUUGA
Molecule: messenger RNA, 1974 nt
Organism: Tuber melanosporum (Perigord truffle)
Lineage: Eukaryota; Fungi; Ascomycota; Pezizomycetes; Pezizales; Tuberaceae
Exons: 9
Coding region: 238-1974 (578 amino acids)
Biological process (GO): glycerol catabolic process
Cellular component (GO): cytosol
Molecular function (GO): glycerone kinase activity; ATP binding
Source: RefSeq, a predicted model, not a curated record